AUGCCCGUCAAACCCCUAACCUUCAAAGGCGACAAGAAAGCCAAAAAGCGCAAACACCGCACCUUAGAGACCGCCGACGAAUACAACCACCCUCAAAGCCAAAACACUUCCAUCGCACACCCACCAGCAUCCUCUCAGGGCGGUGGUGCUUUAACCACAACUACAACUACAACUAUCCAACCCUCCUCCUCCGCCGCCGACCACGACCCAUCCGAAGACGACUCCUGGACAACGCCCGACGCGGCAACCGACAUCGCCGGCCCCACCCUCAUCGUGCUGCCCACGACCCCACCGACAUGUCUCGCCUCCGACGCGCACGGCAACGUCUUCGCCUCGCCCCUCGAGAACAUCGUCGACAAUUACCCCGAGACCGCGGAGCCGCAUGACGUGCGCCAGGUGUGGGUUGCCAGCACGGUCGCCGGGACUGGCGGCCAGAUCAACCUGAAGGGCAGCCACGGCGGGUUUCUGUCGUGCGAUAGGAUUGGAGUCUUGGGCGCGAGGAGGGAAGCGAGGGGUCUGGAAGAGGGGUUUAUGGUUGAACCUGUUAUGACGGGCACGGACAAUGGAAAUAAUGAUACUACCACAACCACUACCACUACCACAAGUACUGGGGGUGUUGCGAAUGCCAGGAUGCGCUGGAGGAUACGCACAUCCGCGACGAAGACGGCGGAAGGGGACCAGGGGAAACGGUAUAUUUGUGCUGUGGUUACCGGGGGGGAUGAUGACAACGAGAAAGAGGACGGCAAAGAGACGGCAGAAAAGGAAAUGAAAAAGAAAACCAUCGCAAUUUCACUUCGUGGCGACGGCGACGCGGAUUCGGAAUCGACAUAUCUCGUGCUCAAGAUGCAGGCGCGCUUCAAGCCGCGUCUGAUGCAGAAUAAAGAGACCAAGGCUAGGGAAAAGGUCAGUCGGCGCGAGCUGGAGCAGGCCGUUGGGAGGAAGUUGGAGGAUGACGAGGUCCGGAGACUCAAGCGGGCUAGGAAGGAGGGCACUUAUUAUGAGGAGAUCCUUGAUGUCAGGGUCAAGGGGAAACAUGACAAGUUCGCGAGCUGA
This is a messenger RNA of Capronia coronata CBS 617.96, 1053 nucleotides long. RefSeq lists its product as uncharacterized. Bases 1 to 1053 code for a protein of 350 amino acids. The record is from RefSeq and is a predicted model, not a curated record. The transcript has a single exon. Lineage: Eukaryota; Fungi; Ascomycota; Eurotiomycetes; Chaetothyriales; Herpotrichiellaceae. Gene Ontology annotation, molecular function: actin filament binding. Gene Ontology annotation, cellular component: nucleolus; striated muscle dense body; catalytic step 2 spliceosome.